UAAGUGUUUUCCGCUGAUGUGUGCAUCAGUGAACGGGAGAAAAAGCAUAUAUAUUUAGAGGGAUGAUGUCAGCGUGGAGGGACAAGGUUCUUGGUACCUGCUGUAACGCACCAGACGGUAUCUCAACACAACAGUUCUUUGCACGAACCAUCAUGGAAGCUGCCAUCUCCACCCUCGUCACCCAGUUCAAGACGUAUGCUGGGAAAGAUGGAUCCGCCAGCACCCUGAGCAAAGACGAAUUCCACAACCUGGUGACUUCUCAGCUCCCCAACUAUGUCAAGAACUCCGGCGAUGCUGCGGCGAUUGACCAGCUCAUGGGCUCGCUGGAUGAAAACAACGACGGGGAACUGACUUUCUCGGAGUUCUGGCAGCUGAUUGGAAAACUGGCGAGCAAACAGGGUGGCUUCAGUCAGUAGAGCUUGCCGUCCUAUGUCAGCGGUGGCUUUGAGCAGAUUGCGCAAUACCAAUCAACUCAAUUUAAGCUUUCCAACUGUAAACUCAAAGGCAUUUGAAUUCUUUUAUCACUCCACCAGUGCGACAUGUGUAACUGUUUAGUUAACCAUUUGUUGAAUGCAGGGAACUUUGAAUUAAAGGCUUCUUUGUCCUGAACCCUCAGCCACCAACA
Molecule: messenger RNA, 625 nt
Organism: Toxotes jaculatrix (banded archerfish)
Lineage: Eukaryota; Metazoa; Chordata; Actinopteri; Toxotidae
Gene: s100a11
Product: S100 calcium binding protein A11
Exons: 3
Coding region: 63-416 (117 amino acids)
Cellular component (GO): perinuclear region of cytoplasm
Molecular function (GO): calcium ion binding; transition metal ion binding
Source: RefSeq, a predicted model, not a curated record